AAGAAUCUUGUCGGACUUGAUAUGGUAAUGCGAGGCGUAUUAUGACCCGAGACUAGUUCACUGUCACUUCAGUGCAAACUGGAGCGCUGAGCCAAGGAGGACCAGUAACCCAUUGUCGGUUUCAAUAACGUUAGCGUUACCGUAUUACAGUUGGAUACUUUCAGUAACAAACUACAUCAACAUUCAUUCUCCAUUGAAUUUGGUGUAGCUAUACAACUUAAAUUUGUGUUCACGUUAUUUUAUCAAAAGAAUUCAGACAUGUCCCGGCGGGGUUCGAUCGCGGUACCGCAGGAGGCUGAUUUUGCUGACUUCAGAAGACAAUGCUUGUCGACGGAGGGCUGGUAUAGCAAAUACAACAGAAACGGAAUGGAGGUAUGGGUUGAAAUGCCCUCGCUGCCACCGACAAAAGAGAAAAACAACAUCCCGAAAGUGCACAAGAUCAAGUGCAGGAUGGCCAUCAGCGACGUAUCGGCUGCCACCAUGUACGACGUGCUACACGACGGACAUUACCGGAAGAACUGGGACCCCACGGUGGUGGAGUGCUUCGACAUCGCACGCCUGUCCGCCAACGCAGACGUGGGCUACUUCUCCUGGAACUGUCCGAACCCGGUGAAGAACAGAGACGUGGUGACGCUGCGCUCUUGGCAGGUGAACGACGACGAGUACCUGAUCAUCAACUACUCCGUCAAACACCCGAAGUACCCUCCUCGUAAGGAUCUGGUGCGAGCCAUCUCCGUGCUGACAGGCUACCUGGUGAAGUCGACCGGCCCCAGCAGCUGCAUCUUCACCUACCUGUCACAAGCCGACCCCAGAGGUUCCCUUCCAAAAUGGAUGGUAAACACAGCCUCCCAGAUCCUGGCUCCCAAAGUGCUGAAGUGCCUGCACAAGGCAGGACAGGGCUAUCCGGAGUGGAAGCGGCUGAACGCGCAGAGCUACAAGCCGUGGCUGCACCCGGAGCAGAGCUCGCUGCCCUACAUGGACCCGGCCGAGCUGCGUAUCCAGCGCGGCGACUCGCUGGAGAGCGUCGACGAGAGCUCGCUGCAGAUCGAGCGGGAGGGCGCGGACGAGAGCGCGCGGGAGUGCCACGCGGCCGACAACAGCAGCUAG
Molecule: messenger RNA, 1107 nt
Organism: Conger conger (European conger)
Lineage: Eukaryota; Metazoa; Chordata; Actinopteri; Anguilliformes; Congridae
Gene: stard14
Product: START domain containing 14
Exons: 6
Coding region: 259-1107 (282 amino acids)
Molecular function (GO): lipid binding
Source: RefSeq, a predicted model, not a curated record